AUGCCACAUCACUCUACGUUCCCCUCCGACCAUCGAACCGCAUCGCCCAUCUCCGUGACGCUCUUUCUGCCAUCAGAGAGGCCUAUGAAGAUUGAAUUGAUCUUUGAUCCGUCAAAGGUCCCUCCACCACCGCUCGCCUCGCGUGUGGCACCUGCAGCAAAGUCUGCUGCUGGUGGUGCUCGCAUGGAGGGCGUUCAGAGGACUGGAGGACGUCCGAGACGCGCGCGGGGAACAAGGACAAAAAAUCAGCGACCGCAAAAGACUGUCGAAGAUCUCGAUGCCGAGAUGGAGGACUACACUGCAGCUUCGAAUGCGCCUGCGGCAGUUCCUGCUCCUGCAGCUUAG
Fomitiporia mediterranea MF3/22 is the source of this 345-nucleotide messenger RNA. RefSeq lists its product as uncharacterized. The transcript is spliced from 3 exons. The record is from RefSeq and is a predicted model, not a curated record. NCBI's taxonomy places the organism in Eukaryota, Fungi, Basidiomycota, Agaricomycetes, Hymenochaetales, Hymenochaetaceae. Bases 1 to 345 code for a protein of 114 amino acids.